AUGGACUUACCGAAUCAUGCGGAAAAGGAAAACGAUCAACUAAUCGCGCUAGCCAAUGAAAUCAAUUUAGAAAACAUCGGAAAUCAAACUGCCCCAAAGAAAAGUAGAAGUCGGGGUUAUACGGAUGCAAAAAAGAAGCGUACAAAAACGUCGCCAUAUCAACUAGAAGUGCUUCAAAGUACCUUUGAAACGGACCCCAUGCCCUCCACAGGCAUUCGCGCGGCAUUGGCUCUUCAUUUGGGAAUGACAUCUAGAUCUGUCCAAGUCUGGUUUCAAAAUAGAAGAGCAAAAGGCAAACACGAUCGGCAUAAACGUCAUUCUGAUUCGGCAAAUUACUUGAGUUUCUUUGCAGACCAAGUGCAAAGUAAUUCUCAAGAAUCAGCUCCGUCUUCAUUGUCAACAUUGCAGUUUUACCAGAGCCACUCACCUUGCUAUGACCUCAACACCACACCUGAAGAGUACAAAAGCUAUUUAUUGAAAAAUUCGGAAUUUUUUGUUCAAGAAUUCAGAUAUCACCAUGAAACGGGAGAUAUAGAUGCCCGGAAUAUAAACCCAGUUGACAGAAAAAGACCGAAAAAAUACGAUGCAAUGGAUUUCUCGCUCCCAAUGAACAACUCCAAAAAUCUACCAUACCCCGCCCCAUUUGAUAUGGAAAGAGAGUUGCGUUAUACGGAGGGCAAGGCAUUAGAUUUUGAUGCCAACAAGUGGUGUGAUCCUUCCAUUUAUUUUGAAAAAGCAUAUCGCACAGCAUCGGAGGUUGGAUAUCCGAACCAUGCGAACAGUAAAGCCGCAUAUUUGCGCCAAUAUCCCCAGAGCGACCAACAGCUUGACGAUUGCCAUUAUUGCGAUAAUUACCACCAAAAUUGCCAAUGCCAGGAAAAUUAUAAUCCCCAUUCACAGCAUUAUGCUUAUCAGCCGCAGGAAAAUAGAUUGAUAUCUCCACCGAUAUCGCCGCCCCAGCCCAACCACGCUUUUAUAAAAAUUAAUAAUUAA
Messenger RNA from Mitosporidium daphniae, 993 nucleotides. Its product is annotated as homeobox transcription factor. NCBI's taxonomy places the organism in Eukaryota, Fungi, Microsporidia. The record is from RefSeq and is a predicted model, not a curated record. The transcript has a single exon. Gene Ontology annotation, molecular function: RNA polymerase II cis-regulatory region sequence-specific DNA binding; DNA-binding transcription factor activity, RNA polymerase II-specific. The coding region runs from base 1 to 993 and encodes 330 amino acids. Gene Ontology annotation, biological process: cell differentiation; regulation of transcription by RNA polymerase II.